AUGAAUUGUAUUCUACUUUUUAAUUAUCUUCUUAUUUUACUUACCACAACACUUUUAUCAGUUGGUCUUAUCACGCCAUAUUGGCUGGUUUAUGAUGAUCAUUUUUAUGGUAUAACCGAGUAUUGUAUACGACUAUACCGAAUUGGAAAUACUGAUAGAUAUUCAAAUUUAACAAAAUCAUCAAUUGAAGCACAUUUAUGUUCAAACAAUAUUGUUAAAUGGUAUAAAAAUGAUUCACAAUCAAUUUUGCCUGAUUAUAAAAAAGUAUUGAUUGGUGUUUGUAUUGCAUCUGUAUUUAUAUCUGUUGUUGCCUUAAUUUUAACACAUAUUACUGUCUCAUUUCGCGACUUAAAAUUAUCAAAACGUGUUGCCGAAUUUUUACUUGGCUCAUCCAUUUUAACAGUUGUUCUUGCGUUAGUGGUCGUCGGUCUAUUUCUUGGAUUUGAAAAAUUGCAAUUAAUUAGUAAUUAUGGUUACUCGUUUUGGGUUUAUGUAGCUGGUUCAGGAACGAUGUUUAUUUGUUGCAUUCUCUCUGGAAUCUAUCGAAUUGAUGUUGAAUUUGAAUUUCGAAGAUAUCGUCAAGAUUCUGUGGCAACAUUAUGUUAA
This is a messenger RNA of Didymodactylos carnosus, 606 nucleotides long. NCBI's taxonomy places the organism in Eukaryota, Metazoa, Rotifera, Eurotatoria, Philodinida, Philodinidae. The record is from the annotation of a GenBank genome assembly.